UCAAGAAAGAAAGGAAGUGGUAUGAUUUAAUCCUCCAAUAUUGUGUGGUUGGUGUACGCUUUUUUCAAGUAAAGGCUUGAAGUAUUGAGAUCCAACCCCCAAGUUGGCCCAUCCCAUCCCUUAACCAUUCAGAUUCAGCACACCCUUCGCCGCUCCCUGCCGCAACCUUUCCAUCAUUCCCAUAUGCUUUCCAUCAUUAAGCAACGACAAUUCUUUGUGGCGCCAUUAAUGCACCUUCCCUAUUCCCCAUAGCAACUUCUCAACAAGAUAACCUCCCAAUGAACUGGGUCGCCUGACAGCUUGUGAAACAGUCAGGAUUUCAUUAGCUUCUUAGAAUUUCUCUCGCUCUUACACUACCCAUUCUUCCAUUUUCAUUUCUUUUACUUGUCUUUUAGGCCUUCUUUCUGUUUCUGUGGUGAUUCCAUUAUCUGGGUGCAUUGUCUCUUCGAUGUUCAUUUGAUUUGUAGCUUUGUUUUAACAAAUUUAGCAAUAUUUCAUUGCGACCCAAGUGGAGUUCAUUUGAUGAGUUGGGUUUCCCUUUCGUCUGACAAAUCUUUCCUUCUACCCCUGAUCUGAUCUGGGCGUGGACGGUUUUUGGGGUUGGGUUUCUUCAAUUCAACUUGUUGUUGAUUGUUGGUUGCGUUUUCUCCCUCUCUUUGGGAUUUGGUGAAAUAUGUCAAUGGAGGUUGAGAAUGGAGUGAAACAUUGCGGGUUCGAGGAUGAACCUGAGACUAUUGCUAUAAUGAAUGCUGUCAAAGUUUUGUUGCAGGGUUUAGGGGAAGAUAUCAACAGAGAGGGUAUCAAAAAGACCCCUCUUCGUGUGGCCAAAGCUCUUAGAGAAGGAACAAGAGGCUAUGGACAGACAGCCAAUGAAAUUAUUCAAAGUGCUUUAUUUCCUGAAGAUGGACUGCAUAAUGGUGUUGGUCAGGCUGGAGGUGCAGGUGGGAUUGUGAUUGUUCGAGAUAUCGACUUCUUCUCAUAUUGUGAGUCAUGUCUGCUUCCAUUUCAAGUGAAAUGUCAUGUGGGCUAUGUUCCAUCUGGUCAACGAGUUGUAGGGCUCAGCAAGCUCUCUCGAGCGGCAGAUGUGUUUGCAAAGCGACUUCAAAAGCCUCAGCGUCUAGCUGAUCAGAUUUGUUCAGCUCUGCAACAUGGGAUCAAGCCAGGAGGUGUUGCUGUUGUUCUUCAUUGUUUGCAUACUCAUUUCCCCAGCUUGGAGUCAUUCUUUCUUGACUCAAAAUCCCCGGGAUGGGUCAAAGUGCAGGUGCAAUCUGGUUCAGGAGCUUUUGAAAGCCAAGAUGCUGAUAUCUGGAUGGAGUUUUUCAGUCUUUUAAAAUUUAGAGGCACAUAUCCGACUAAAGCUGGGGCACCAGAUUCAAAUGCUCAACAUUGGUGCCCAUCUCAUUUUUCUUCAGCUUCUAAAUUCUCAACCAAACCUGAGCCGUUAAAUCUAAAAAUGACCACUGCAGUGACAUCAAUUUUGAGGUCGUUAGGUGAAGACCCAUCAAGGAAAGAGCUUCUUGGAACACCUGGUCACUUUGUGAACUGGCUAAUGAACUUCCAAAACUGUAAUGUGGAAAUGAAGAUGGAUAUGAACAAGCUCAAUGGCUUUGCUAAUGGUAGAACUCAUUUUGAUCACAAUGAGAACAGUAACCUCCCCGAGAAACAGAUUCAAUCAGAGAUGAAUUUUUUGUUCUGGUCUCAAUGUGAGCACCAUUUGCUCCCCUUUUACGGCGUCGUCCAUAUAGGAUUCAUAAGAGAUGAUGGACUCACUCCCCUUGAGAAAUCACGUUUAAACUCAGUAAUACAUUUUUAUGGUUUCAAGCUCCAAGUUCAGGAAAGAAUGACCAGGCAGAUAGCAGAGACAGUUUCAUCAUUAUUAGGAACAGACGUGAUAGUUGUUGCGGAGGGAAGUCAUACCUGUAUGAUCUCAAGAGGAAUCGAGAAGUUUGGUAGCACAACAGCUACAGUUGCUGCGCUUGGUCGGUUUUCAUCUGAUGCAGCUGCAAGAUCCAUGUUCUUGCAGAGCAUUCCACAAACUACCAUUGGAGAACUGUAAGGUCAACCUUAUGGUUAUCCUAUUGAGUUUCUCGGGAGGUUCAUACUCAGUCCCAUUGCACUGAUAUUGUCUGCUUCCUCUCUAAACCUUUUCACAAUAAACUCUUGGGUCAUGUCAAAGCGUUAGAAUGUUAUAUAUAAGUUUUGCUCAAUUUGAUUAGUGGCUACAUACACAGCUGGCUGGCAGGGUAUAUUUUGUGGGUCAUUGUCCCAUUCGUAGUCUAUUUAGUUGUUUUAGACCAAAGGGAUCCGAAAGAGAUACCCUUUUAUACUUUAUUUUUGUUGUUUAGGAGCCCAGGAGUUAUAGCUUUUCAACAAUUUCCAUGGCCAAUUUUGGUGCAAUUCCAUUACUAGGAUGUAUAUCAAUGAAACCUAUAUGUAUUUGAGUCCACAAUAUAUUUCUAUCAAUUCUUCACUAUUUGGGUCAAA
Cucumis melo (muskmelon) is the source of this 2484-nucleotide messenger RNA. RefSeq names its product GTP cyclohydrolase 1. Bases 674 to 2056 code for a protein of 460 amino acids. Lineage: Eukaryota; Viridiplantae; Streptophyta; Magnoliopsida; Cucurbitales; Cucurbitaceae. The record is from RefSeq and is a predicted model, not a curated record. Gene Ontology annotation, biological process: tetrahydrobiopterin biosynthetic process; tetrahydrofolate biosynthetic process. Gene Ontology annotation, cellular component: cytoplasm. Gene Ontology annotation, molecular function: zinc ion binding; GTP binding; GTP cyclohydrolase I activity. The transcript has 2 exons.